AUGUAUCAAUCAAUAUUGCUGCUUGUUGUUAUAUUGACUUUGUAUGCUGCUACGAUAGCAGCAGAUUCGCUUGAAGGUCGUGGUCUGAUGAAUGUAUGUUAUGAUGAGUAUGGAUGCUUCACAUCAGGUCCUCCAUUCGGUUUGACACUUCACCGACCAAUCGCUCUUUUACCUGAUCCACCUGAGGUGAUCGACACUCGUUUUCUGCUCUAUACAAGACAAUUUAAGGACAAAGGUCAAGCGAUCAGUCGUCACACAACACUUGGCACAUGGGAUCGUACUAAAGCAACAAAAAUUCUGGUACACGGAUUUCUUGAUACCAUCAAUAGUACUUGGUGGCCAGAAAUGAAAGAUGCCUUUCUCGAGGCUGAGGACUGCAAUGUCAUUCUAACUGAUUGGAGUCGGGCCAACUACUUUCCGUAUACGAAGGCAACAGCUAAUGCUCAGGUGGUUGGUGCAGACAUUGCUCUCCUAGUGAAUAAGAUGAUAAAAGAACACGGAGUUAAUCCGGCUGACUUUCAUAUUGUUGCUCAUAGUUUGGGAGCUGCUGUCGCAGGCUACGCCGGACAUCGUAUCAGUGGACUCGGACGUAUCACAGGUCUCGAUCCGGCCAGUCCGUUUUUUGAAAACACCGAUCCAAUCGUGCGUCUUGAUCCAAGUGAUGCAAAAUUUGUUGACAUCAUUCAUACAGAUGGGUCGCCCACCCUUCUUCUUGGCUUCGGCACUCUCACACAAGUGGGUGAUGUCGAUUUUUACCCAAAUGGAGGCAUGAACCAACCGUCAUGUGAUAAGACGUCAGCCAAACUUAUUCAUGCCAUUCUCAACUUGGGUCCACUUGACAUUUUUGGUCCUAUGGAUAUUCAAGGAGAAUGUACACUGAAUGCUAACGAAGGAAAUUUCAUGGGCUAUCAUGCAUCUCCAAAUAAAGCACGUGGACGACUCUAUCUCAAUACCCAGAGGGUGGACAAAGCUCCCUAUUGCAUUAAUCACUAUCAGAUUAGGUUGAUAUCGGGUUCAAAUUUUGUUCAAACAAAAGGUCAAAUUCUUCUAACAUUCACCGGUAGUCGAGCUACGCAAAGUGUUCUCCUUGAUUCUGACGAGACAUUUUUGAAACGAAGCGGUAUUGAAACUCGUUAUAUUCCGCUCACAACCGAUUUGGGUACGAUUCAACGUGUCAACGUUAAGUUCGAACGUGCAGGUCAUUUGAUUUCUUCACUGAUCUAUUCGAGCAAAUGGACAUUCACAAAUGUGACUGUUAUUGAUGGCGAUCGACAGACCAGUGUGACAUUCUGUCCCGAGAACGGUGAAAUGGUACUUGAAUCUGGCAAUACUGCAAGAUUUUAUCCAUGCUAA
Rotaria sordida is the source of this 1353-nucleotide messenger RNA. The record is from the annotation of a GenBank genome assembly. NCBI's taxonomy places the organism in Eukaryota, Metazoa, Rotifera, Eurotatoria, Philodinida, Philodinidae.